Molecule: messenger RNA, 1979 nt
Organism: Myxocyprinus asiaticus (Chinese sucker)
Lineage: Eukaryota; Metazoa; Chordata; Actinopteri; Cypriniformes; Catostomidae
Exons: 3
Coding region: 10-738 (242 amino acids)
Biological process (GO): regulation of transcription by RNA polymerase II
Cellular component (GO): transcription regulator complex; nucleus
Molecular function (GO): DNA binding
Source: RefSeq, a predicted model, not a curated record
AGAAGAAGAAUGGUAGUCAACAUGGACGCUGAGCUGUUGUUGUUUUUAGUCUCGGAAAACAAGGAAUUAUAUGAUAAAAACCACUAUGAUUAUAAAAAUACGAAGCGAAAAGAUAUGCUCUGGCAAGGGAUUGCAGACAAAAUGGGAGUCGAUGUGGAGGAGGUUAAAGCAAAGUGGAAAAAUCUCAGAGACACAUACACAAGGAAGAAGCGAAUGGAGCAGGAUAUGAUGCGAAGUGGACGGGCUGUUAAGAAAAAGAAACAGUGGAAAUAUAUGGGUGUGAUGGACUUUCUCGAUCCAUCUACAGAACACAAAAGUGUUAUUUUGAACAGCACGCCCAGCAAAAUUGAGGAUGAUGAGCCGGAUGAAGACAGUGGGGCUGAACCGGCCACCACCAGCACAGGUACAUCCACAACGAGUCCAGGAUUGGUCCAGACGGGUGCCGUGAAGCGAAAACGAUCUGAGACUCUAGAGAUGCUGGAGAGGUAUCUGGCAGCGAAAGAUGCCAGAGACAAAGACAGAGAGAAAGAACAACACCAAGAUGAGGUUGAUUUAUUUCUUCGCAGCUUAGCACCUGCCUUAAGACGAUUGCCUGCUUCAAAACAAUCCUUGGUGAAGCUUCAGAUCCAAAAAUUACUUCAUGACGCAGAGUUCGGACAGCCCAGCUUUCCUCAGAUAUCCUCAGUGUCACCGAGUAAUCAGUUGUUACUACAGUGUAGUGUUGUAAAACCCAGUUGAAAUGCCUUUUUUUUAUUGAAAAUAAACAAUGUGACUUUAAAAUAAUUGGAUUUGUGCUGGUUUGACUGCAUUAUCAAAAUGUUUAAACUUUACAACUGGGGUCUGUUCUUGGUCAAGUAUGUCCCUUAAUACAUCUGAGAUGAUAGGUAGUAUACCAGAUCUUCUAUUGGUGAAAAUUCCUCUAGCUAAUUCUGUUAUUCUCUUAUAGCUAUACACUAAUUUAAGAAAUGUGUUAUUUAGCAUAAAUACAUUUUAUAUACAGUGGCAAGAAAAAGUGUGAACCUUUUGGAUUUAGAUGGUUUUCUGCAUUAAUUGGUCAUAAAAUGUGAUCUCAUCUUACAUCAGCAGAUGCUGCUUGUGUAUAGCAAACUCAUUAAAAAAAAAAAAAAAACUCAAUGUUUAAGUGCUUUUUAAUAGUAGCGCUAACCCACACCUACAAUAUUGUUUUAUUAAUUGGAUGGCAGGUUUGCCAACUCCUGACUCUGUCUUUUGUUGACAUCAUUAGCCUAGGGGUUCACAUACUACACUGUGACCGUUUGAACGAUGUAAUCAAUAUAUACAAGAGCAACACAAUUUUGUUAGUUAAAAAAGAUUGAUUCAUUAUUAUAUUAUCAAACUAGAUUUUAAGACAAAUUUAUACAUAAAUGCAGGUAAUUCCAAAGGGUUUGCAUACUUUUUCUUGCCAUUGUAUGUAUAUAACAUAGGUCUAUACAUUAAGUGUAUAUUAAUGGAGAUAUCCAUAUCCAUUUAUUUUGUGAGAGCAGUCAACAUCAAAACUGGCCAAACGAGACAGUAGUAUUAAAAAGGAAACUGACAAAAGUGGACAAAAUAGGAAAAAUGCUGAUAAGUUGUGAAUAAAUGUGUAACUUCAAUUAUUUUCAAUUGCAUGUACUGACUUUUGAUUUUCAAUGUUCAAAAUUAUUAUGACCUCUUCUUCAAAUGGGUGCUCUCGUACUAAUAUCCAGCAGCUGGGAGAGACUUUCAGUAUUACAUCUGCUUACGGAGGUAUGACCUAACCCUGUUUACAUUACAAGACUACGAACCAGUUUCUAUGACAGAUGUUUUUCCAGGAAUAGAAAAAUCCAGGAUCGGGUCAAAUCAUCAACAAUUGAACCCAGUUAACUCAGUAAAGCACAUACAAAGAACAGAGGAGAAAACCUGUGAAUAGAAUUUAUUAUAUUCAAGUGAUCAUGCUACCUUAAAUACAAAUAAACAUGAAAAAUUAUGUUCAAAACAGUGGC